Cylicostephanus goldi is the source of this 654-nucleotide messenger RNA. Lineage: Eukaryota; Metazoa; Nematoda; Chromadorea; Rhabditida; Strongylidae. The record is from the annotation of a GenBank genome assembly.
CAAGAGCCAUUCAAUCAAAAAAUUCAUACGCUGAUAUCCGGUCUCCAAGAAUUAGAUCAAAUGCGUAAUCAAUUUGCUGAUGUGAAAGUCCCGUUAGAACUCCUUGACGUUCUUGAUCAAGGAAAAAACCCUCAAUUAUACACAAAGGAGGUUCUAGAAAGAACGCUUCAGAAGAAUAAAGAGGUUAAUGGCAAAGUGGAGACAAAGAUGUCCAUAGGUGCAAAUGCAGUUUUCCGACCUCAUAAUGGUGUCACAGCCGCUCUCAUAAAGUUUGUUCCAAACUUCGUUGCGUUACGGUUAAGUUGGACUCAGAACUCUUUGAAGAGUGAGGGAUUAGAGCAAUUCGUGGAAGAAUAUCUACCAGUUAUAAGAGAGAACAAUCCACGGAUUAAAUACUUUCUGCAUAGAACAUAUACGGAAUGUGACCCAUUCGUUGUUGGGGAGUACACUUGGAUGCGUAGCCGAAGGAAACGAGUGUCUUGGAGAUCGAAACAUCAGGUACUUUCCAUGGUUGAGGAAAUGGCUGUUGGAGGAGACUUUAGACCAGGUGACAGUCACAGCGUAGUGAUACAAAGCAAAUGGAAAGCGGAUGAGGACGAUCUGCGAGUACCCUUAGCUGCAAAGCAUCCAAAUUUCGUGUACAGGAAAUAUUAG